Molecule: messenger RNA, 3851 nt
Organism: Hippocampus zosterae (dwarf seahorse)
Lineage: Eukaryota; Metazoa; Chordata; Actinopteri; Syngnathiformes; Syngnathidae
Product: homeobox protein aristaless-like 4
Exons: 4
Coding region: 335-1438 (367 amino acids)
Biological process (GO): regulation of transcription by RNA polymerase II
Molecular function (GO): DNA-binding transcription activator activity, RNA polymerase II-specific; RNA polymerase II transcription regulatory region sequence-specific DNA binding
Source: RefSeq, a predicted model, not a curated record
GCGGGCCUACUCGGAGUGCACGCGUGCAGCUUGAAGGUCAGCGCAGUUCUGCUUGACGCUUUUCCACUGUGGGCUCCUUCUGAGGCAUCUCGCUCUCUUUCACAGAGAGGGGCUUUUAGCAUUUGUUCACCCCCCACCCCCUGACUCUAAAGCAGUCCCAGAUGCGCCUCUUUGAGCUUGUGCGAGCAAGGGCGCGUCAGUGUGCACUGCGUGGAAGUUCGAGGAGAGCCGAAUAGAAGGGGCAGGGCGAGAAUACCAGCUUGGAUUCUGCAGAUCUUUCUUUUUUUUUGUUUUUUUUAAAUUCUUUUUUUUUUAAAGAAAACUUUUUUAAGGUAUGAACGCAGAUACGUGCGUUUCAUACUGUGACAUGACUUCGAUGGAUGCGUAUUAUAGUCCUCCUGCCUCACAAGGUAGGGAGCACCAGGCGAAUCCGUUCAGGACAUUCGGCAGUACCGAGGCCAAAUACAGCCCCACGUUCGGGGCGAGUAAAGCGCAGACGUACGGGGAGAAAUCCCGGAGUCCUUUCCAGACCGAGUGCCAAUCGCUGGACGGCGCGGAGGGAGAGGGCCCCUUCCACAAGUACCAGCUCUUCAUGCACAGACCCACCUGCAAGACGCCCCCCGAGGGCGGCAAGCUGCACACGGACGGAGGCCCCAACGGCAUCCUCCCCUGCUACGGAAAAGACAGCGGCCUGACAGAGUCCGAGUUGCCCUCCAGCGUUGACCCCCCUGGGAUGGAGAGCAGCUACCUAAAUCUAAAGGAAGCAGGAGCGAAGGGGUCAGGCGAGCGUCCCGGCUCUGAUCUUUCCAGCCCUCUGGAUAAAAGCGAGGCCGAGAGCAACAAAGGCAAGAAGAGGCGCAAUCGCACUACGUUUACCAGCUAUCAGCUGGAGGAGCUGGAGAAGGUUUUCCAGAAGACACACUACCCAGAUGUGUACGCUCGCGAGCAGCUGGCACUCAGAACAGACCUGACGGAAGCUCGCGUUCAGGUGUGGUUCCAGAAUCGCCGGGCCAAAUGGAGGAAGAGGGAGCGCUUUGGCCAAAUGCAACAGGUUCGAACGCAUUUCUCCACGGCUUAUGAGCUGCCUCUUCUAACUCGGCCUGAGAACUACGCGCAGAUGCAAAACCCUUCAUGGAUCGGUGGCAGCAGCGGCGCCUCUCCAGUGCCGGGCUGUGUUGUUCCUUGCGAUACCGUCCCCCCAUGCAUGCCCCCUCAUCCUCAUAGUCACGGGGGGGUCCCCGACUUUCUGGGUGUGCCAAGCCCAGGGAGCAGCCACAUGGGACAGACACAGAUGGGCAGCCUUUUUGGGGGACCUGGAAUGGUCGGGGGGAUUAAUGGCUAUGAUCUGAAUGUCGACCCGGACCGCAAGUCUUCCAGCAUAGCAGCGCUGCGUAUGAAGGCCAAGGAGCACAGUGCCGCCAUUUCUUGGGCCACAUGAUGUUACAACCAAGUCCCCCCCUCACCCCCCCGUUGGCCGCUUCUCUUCAGCAGCCAUCAUCAAGCACUGCGGGGGAGUUUUGCUGAGAGCACUAAUGAUAACACAGGUCAAAUGAACAGGGAGAGGCUGUAGAGAUAGCACGGACCAUUGUAGCGGCCAACACAAUGGAGAUAACAACUGUGACAGUGACAAUAAGCAGAAACUGAAAGUUCCAAAAGGUAGAGGAGAAAAUCAGAUCCAAGCGUUUCUGAUUCCUCUCCGUCUCAGGUCUUGGUCAAAUACUUGGUGACACGGACAAAACAAUCGUUUUCAGGAAAAAAAACAAGAUCAUGAAUAGGAUUUACCAAAGAUAUAUAAACUCUGAUUCAAUUCCCCAUCAGUCAAAAUGAAACCACUUUCGACUUGCCUCAAAUACAGUAAAAAAUGAUAUCAUUUACAUUUCUGAAUAAUUAUCAGGGCUCUGCCAGGAUUUGGAUGAUACAGCUGGAUUCACCCUGCGGGUCAUAGCGGUCACUUCAGAGUUGAUGCACAGUAUUUGGACUGCCUAUUUACAUUGAUUCAAAAGCAUUGUGUCGCACAUUUCAGCUGCAUUUAUUGAAAAAACCAAAAGGCUGCGACCGCAUUGAAGUAAAGGAAAAUAAAUUAACAUUUUCCAAUUGUGGUGUUGCGUUACGUUGACCCUUCCCCCCUGCGGUUUAAAUUGCAAGUUGCAAUUUUGAACUGGCCGCACAUUGCAAUCAUUUUCUUACACUUCUUUCAUGCUCUUAGUACCGAUGUGCCAUUUUGUUUUCGCUCUUUUGACUGACUGUGGGUAUUGCGUGCAUAUUUUGAUUAUUUCACAGGGUAUCAAUCUGCCAGUUUACACUGCAGUAGCUUUGGUAGAUAUCCGUUUUAUAGCAAACCCCCCACCCCCAACCCCUCCCCGUUACACUUGUGGAAGGGAGUACUGAUUUGAUUGGAUGACCGUCCUUUAUGUUGCCAUUUCUAAAUGAUAUCGGCAGUCAUUUCAAGCCACAUGUUAUUUCCUCCCACAGAGCAACCUCCACAGGUUCCCCUGUCAGGCCCCGGCCUCGAGUUACAGGAAACUGGGCGUCACCAGUGGUAGACAAGGCACAGCGGUAGCCUUCAACACCAACUAGUCACGCCAACUUCGACCAGCAACCGAUGUAACUAGACACACUCCAUUAGCAUCAAAGUGAGCUGUUUUUUUUUGCCCCUGUGAACACCAAUGUGAAAAAUAACGGCGAGGACACACUGGUCGAAAUGUAAUGAGCCGGGUUCUGGUUCAACGCAGGCUAACGGAGAGGACUCCUGAUUCACAGAAUCCAACAUGCCCCAGACUGAAGGAUAAAUCAUCGGUCCUGAUUGCUAAGUGGAAGAAUUCUGUAAUGUUUAGGUAACGUGAUGACAUUCAUGCUGGAGUGCAGGAAGGUGGAGAGUAUACAUUGCAGGGGUGUCUGUGUGUUACCCUCCCCUGGAAUAAGAGUAUCCCCAGAGUUUGGGCGCAGGCUGACACCAACUGACUUUUUUUUUUUUUGCUGAACUCCAAAAUAUCAAAUUUGUGAUGUGAAAGAAAUCCUGUCAUGACAUCAUAAUUACCUCAAGCGAGCACUUCUUGGUACAGGGAUUGUUUUGGGUUACCUAUAAAACAUGUCGAGUGUGACAUUUAUCGGCAGGCUUUUCACCACUUUUGCGUUGAGAAUAACACAUCAAAUGACAGUAUUUGAUUGUAAGAAUUAAACAGAUCUUUCAGUUCCUGGAUUUAAACUCACAGGAUGCGUUGGAUGAAACUGUAGGUGUGGUUUGCUCGAAUUCCUAUUUCGGGAUGACCGCUUGAUUGUCUCGUUGGUCCACCCAUGCGUGCUUUCAACUGCAGCUCUUUCCGUGAUGAUACUACUGAAAAAUUAUUGUGUGUGAAUGUGAACGGUAUGUAUGGUAUUGUUCUGUUGCUUGUGCAUUUGUUUUACGUAUGUGUCCAAUAAUGGACCUCCAACGGCCAAACCAUUGAAGUAUUGCAGUGAUAUUGGCAAAUAAUAUUACAUUGUGUUCAGCAUUAUUUCUGAAGAAAAUGUUGCUCCGGGCUGUUUAAAUUGCUUUCUAAUUUUUCUAAUGGCUUCAAGCUGUUUUUUUUCCUUUCUAUAAUAACCAAGUAUUUCUACUUAUGGUAGCGAUUUUAUAUCAUGUGCCAUUGCAAUAAGUUAUUGCACUUACAAUUUUGAGAAUUGUGCGUUUAUACUUCCACUGGGACAGAAGUCUCAGGUUGUUCCGUGUUGCAAAAAAAAUGUUGCUUUAAGCCAUCCCGAUUUCGCGCCGUGACACAUCUGCUCAAGGUGCUGGACAUUCGUUUGUACAGUGAUGACUUGUUUUUCAUUUGAUGGAUUGAAGUGAUGUAAUAAAAUCCAAUACAGUCCGA